CUGAUCAAGAUGGCUGCUGCGCGGUGCUGUGGGGAGAGGUGGAAGUUUUUUUAACAUGGCCGCGAUAGGUAUUAAAAUAAAAAUACACCCCAACUGUCAGUUUUUACAAUCACUUCAUGAAUCAGCGUGAUCGGACCCAGUGAGCACCAUGUGGAGGUGGUAUUCAGGAGAUGAGUCUGGCCCUGCUCAUCAGGGCCAAGACUCCCAAGACAGAAUAACUAGUCAGUCAAUGGCUGAUGUUGCUGAACAGCUUGCCCAGACUGAACAGUUAGUGGUACAUCUGAAGGAACUUAUACGAGAGAAGGAUAAUGCUCUCCAUACCAAAGACCAAGAAUUCAAGUGUGAAAAAGAAGCAUUUGAAGCCAAAAUUUCCAAAUUAAAAUUGCAGCAUAAGGCAAAGGUUACAUCACUAAAUUCUCAGUUAGAGGAAAUGAAGAAACAGUUAACACCAUCAGAAUCCAAAGAAAUGGGAUCAGAAGUUAAAAAGUCUGUUGGUGAUGCAGAUCAUGACCAUGCCGCAGCCAAACGAGGGAAAAUUCUGUUACUUAAGAAGAAAGUAGAGGAUCUGGAACUGCAGCUUUCCCAAAAAGAGACAGAGUUAAAAAACAAGGCUGAAAAGCUGGUGGCUCAGAGACUCCGUGGGGAAGACAUGGAUGCAUUGUUAGCUGAGAAAGAUAAGAAAUUGUCUGAAAAAGAGGCCUAUAUUGUUGAACUUCACAUGGCAUCAGUAACGGACAACACCUCUAGAGCCUUACAUGCUACAUCAGAAGAUUCAUCACAGAUUCAGCCGAGUCAGAAGUCUUCCACGGCUCCACAGGAUUUGGAGUUAAUUGUCAAAAACCUUACAAAGAAAGUGGAAGAAAGUGAGGAGAAGUGCAGUUUUCUUGAAGAGCAAAAUAAAAGCCUUCUGGAUCAGCUUAAUACUGAAAAAAAGCAAUUUGAUGACAAGGAAAAUAUGUACAAACAGAAUAUUCAGACUUUUAAAGAUAUUAUCCUUGAAAAAGACAGCCAUUUUGCAGAACAAAUACGAAUACAUGAACAAGAGCUAUUCAAACUGGCUUCAAAAUCUGAUGCAAGUGCUGAUCUUGAACAGUUGCUUAAAGUUCUUAAACAAAAACUUCAUGAAAAGGAAGAGGUCUUAAUUGGAAGAACUCAAGUUGUAGAUGUACUACAGAAAGAAGUGGAUGCCAGGGAUAAUCAGAUAAAAGAACUUAAUGAAAAAAUGAGGAGGCUUCAACUGGAAAAGGACAACAUGCAAUCCAAAUUAGAUGCUGAAAAGCAUAUAAUGAGAGCCCAAAUAAGAGACCUUAUGGGAAAACAUGAAAAUGAAGUUAAAGUUAUUAGAGAAAAGUUUGAAACUGAACUGUCUGAAAAAAAUCAAGCAUAUAUGCUGCUACAGGAGCAAAAUUUAGAAAAUGGGAACCAAUCCAAAUCAUCAGAAGUGGAGAAAGGGUUUACAGUUGAUGGUGAUUACGCUCAAAGAAUUGUAGAACUGGAAGCACAAGCAAAAGCAAAAACAGAAGAGGCUAGCAAAUCUGAAGCUAAGUACCUGAAAAUGAAAGCCUGGUCUAAAUCCAAGAUUAAACAGGUGGAGGACGAACUCAGAAAAGCACAGUCUGGUUCAGCCAGUCUAGAUAUAAUUGCUUUGACAAAUAAGAUUACAGAACUGAAAGAGGAAAGAGAUGAAGUUCAAGAAAAACUGGAUCAGUAUCAUGCACUGAAACGACAAAAUGAUGAACUAAUGGCUAAACUUGAGCUUUAUGAAGAACAACAGAGAAAGCUACAAGCAGACCUGGAGCAAGUUACUAAAAGGGCUGCCUCUCAGACAAGUGAAUCUGGCAGUGCAGAUGAACUGCAAAGUCAGGUUUUAGAAUGGCAGGAAAUGAUAUCUGAGGCAGAAGCAGCACGGGAUCAAGCAAGAGAGGAGAAAUCAGUAAUGGUCUUAAGGAUGACACAAAUUGAAGAAGAAAGAGAAGGACUGAUUGAGGAUGACUGGUUCUUUCCUGGCUGCUCCGAUCCAGCCUUAGUCACUCGGCAGCAGGAGCUGGAGGAGGAACUGGCACAAGCUCAAGGACUGCAACUGCAGAGAAGAGGACACAAGCAGGCUGGAAGCAGCACUCCUAAUCAUCAGGACGAUUUUGAAUUUGAUGGGAAGCGGUGUUAUGAAAAUCCCAACAUUACUUUGGAAAGCAAUGAUUCUGCAGAUGGGGAAAACAUGGGAGGUUGGUGGCCUGAGUACACUUCUCCCCAUACAGGACUGAGGUCUGUUGUAGAAGAACUGGAAUUGGAGAGAAACCAACUUCAGGAGCAGAUACUGGUACUUGAGGAAAGAUGUCAAAAUCUGGAAGACAGGCUUCAGCUCCAAGCAAGAAUCGAGUCAUUGCAGGUGACGUUUGAUGUAGAUGAAGAAAGGCAACAAUUCAGGGUUAUUCAGACCGAAACAGAACGACUUCAAAGCCAACUGGCAAAUGUAAGGAGUCAGCAAACAAGAGAUGCUGAGAAACAUCACAUGCUCGUUUCUAAUCUUAAUGAACAGCUUAAAGGGAUUAAUGAAAAAAAUGAUAUUCUUGAAAUGUCACUGACUGAGAAAGUGCAGAUGUUAUUUCAAACAUCUACAAAGUUGGAAGAAACUGAAAAUCUCAGAGAUGCUUUGAAAGAGAGAGAAAUUCAUACCAAAGAACUCAGUGAAAAACUUGGGCAGAGUGAAUUAAAUCUAUCAGAAAUGACAAAGAAGUACAACACUCUUGAAUCAAAAUGCUCAGAACUAACAGCUUUAAACACAGAUCUUUUGCAGAAAUUGACAGCCCUGAAAGAAAAGAGUCAGAAACAGGAAGUUAUUCUAGAAGAACUUCGGCAUGACCUUGAUCAGACUAAUGAAGAACUAGAUAAACUAAACACAACCCAUUUGGAAGAGCGGUCUCAACUUAUUCAUGACCUCCAAAGCUGUGAAAGAGAAAUUGAUAACCUUAAAGAAGUGCUUUCUGAGAAAGAAAAAGAAAUUGUGUCUGUGACUGCAAACAUGAGUGAGUACUCUGAGCAGGUUCUACAGCUGAAACAACAAAUCAGAUACAAAGAGGAAGAGAUUGGAGAAAUUGAAACUGCUUUGAAUAAUGCGGAGAGGCAAGCACAGAUCAUCAAAGAGACACAGUCUUUAGAUGAACAAACCGUGAAUGCCAAACUCUCUGCACUUUUGGAACAAUUGCAAAAGAUGGAAACUGAUUUGAAUGAAACCAGAACUCUAAAAGAGGAUAAAUGUAUAGAAGUGGAAGAACUAUUAAAACAAGCUCAUGAUAAUAAUGAAAUUAUACAAAACCUUCAAACUGAAAUUCAGAAGUUAAAUGGAUUUCACAGUGGCCAUAUUGUAGAGUGUGAGGCUCAGAUAUCUUCAUUAAAGGAGCAAAUUACUUUAUACUCAAAAAGGAUACAGGAUAAAGAUGACCAACAUCAGAGUGAAGCUGAAAGCUUGAGAAGUCAUCUUGAAGAAGCAAGUAAUGCUUACAAAAGUGUUGGAAGUCAGCUUGAGGAAAAGAAGGAAAUGGUGUGCAAUUUGGAACUUGAGCUUAAAACAUAUAAGGAUGAAUGCAGACAGCUAACAUCUGAUCUUCUGCAGAAAGAAGAACAACUUAAAAGUAUAACUCAGCAACUUGCAAACCAAAUAGACAAGGAAAAUAAAAUCAGGGUUUCUAUCCAUGACGAGCUGCAAACUAUACAUGGGAACAGAUUAAAAGAAGUAGAAAGAGAAGCUGAAGAAAAAACCAACAAACUCAAUCAAGAACUUCAAAGUAAGGAUGUGGCUUAUAAGCUGCUACAGGAAGAUGUUUCUCGGCUGGAUACAGAAUUAAGCACUCUCAAAAAUGAGAGCGAGCAUUUGCAGGCCAUCGCAGAGCAGAAAGAAGUUGAAAUUUUAGAAAAGGCUAAACUUGUGAAUGAAAUUAAUGAAAGAGUUGCCAGCAUUCUUGAGGACAAAGCAAAUGUGCAGAAUCAACUAAAGGAAGCUUUAAGUGAAAAUGAAAAAUAUAUAAAUGAAGCCAUGGAAUGCAAAACUUCAAACAUGAGCCAGAAUUGCCUCAUCCAAGAAAUGCAAGGCAAGAUGAAUUCAAAUGUGUCUCAGUUAUUUGAAUAUGAACAAAUUAUUGCAGGGUUGCAGAAAGAAAAAGAGGCUUUAGACCGAAGAGUGUCUGAUCUUUCUUACUUGGUGGAGCAAAAUGAAAAAAAUGUUGGGGAAAAGACAAAUGAAUGUGUUCAUCUUUCAAAGCUGCUUUCAGAUAGUCAGGAAAAGACAAAAAAUCUCGAAGAUCAUCUGCAGAGUUUGACAUCCGAGAUAGAACAGUUGAAAUGUUCCAUUACUGAAAAGGAAAGAAUGUUAGUGGAUAAAACCACAGAAUGUGAUUUAUUACAAGUGAGAUUUUGUCAGCUGCAGGACACUGAAAUGAUGGUUCAGGAUCAAAUCAAAGCCUUACAGUCAGGUUUGGUUGAAAAGGAUUUGGCUGUUCAAGACAAAACUUUAGAAUGUGAUACUUUACAGAAGCACUUAAAUGAUCAAAAGGAAAUUGCUUUGAAAUUGCAAAAUGAGGCAGAGAAUCUCAAGAAUGAAAUCAAAAGGCUUGAGGAACAAGCUCAAGAAGAAGCAGCUGCUCUUAGACAUAAAUCAGAAGAGUGUAACAAGUUGUGGGAUCAGAUAACAAAGAAAAGUGAAACAGUUACUUUACUUAAUCAGCAAAUAGAUGUAAUGAAUGAAAAUACGGAGAAAUUGAAAACUGAGAAUGAUGAGCUUAAAGUGACGGUGAAUAAAUAUAUGUCAGACAUCACCAAAUUAGAUGAACAGCUAAAAGUAAGUCAGUCUAAAUGUUCUGAUCUUCAGAUGGUUAUGCAGACGUUAAGAACAGAAAAUGAUAAACUUAAAAUGGAUGUGCAAGAUACGGCUUUAACAUGUUCCCAAAAGGAAAGAGAACUUAAUGCACUCAAUGCAGAAAUGUCUAAACAAGAGGAUAAUUUGGCUUUAUUGAAAAAACAGUUGGCAGAGGUUAGUUUUGAGAAAGAAACUUUAUUAAAGGCUGUGCAAGAGAAAGAAGAAAGCUUAUCUCAAAAAGAAAUGUUUAUUAAGCAGAUAGAGACUACAUCAGUAGAAGAAAAAAAACAGUUGUCUGAAAAUAUGGAAGUUGCUGUUCAGCUCCAGGCUCAAGUACAUGAAAAACAACAAACUUUACAAGAGCACAUGCAAACGAUAGCGCGCCAAGAUAAAGAAAUUAAACUUCUGCAAGAUAAAACAGCGGAAUGCAAUGUUCUCAGGUCAGAAAUGAGUACAAACAUGGAAAUGAUAUCCAGUCUCCAAAGUCAGUCAAUAAGUAUGGCUGAAAAGAUAAAGCAGUUAGAAAGUAUUAUAACAGAAAAGGACUCCCUUUUAAAACAAAAAGUUGAUAGCUACAUUAGCUUAAAAGCUCAGUUUUCCGAUCUGGAAGAUUUGGUGGCCCAACUUAGAGAGCAAGUAGACAGUGUUACAGCAGAACUGGGAACACUCAGAAAAACAAGUGAGGAUAAGGAAUUAAGUCUAGUUCAAGAUAAAGAAACUGCUAUGCUUCAAAUUGAGGAUCUAAACUCAAAACUCCGAGAUAAAGGACUGGAAUGUGAUAGUCUUAAGGAACAGCUUUCAAAUGCACAAGAGGCUACUUCAAAACUAGCUGAGAAGCUGGAAGUCCAGAGUCUUGAAUUAAGUAGCUUUAAAGAGUUAGUCAUGGAAAAGGAAAUUUCUCUUUCGGAGCAGACAAGGAUGGUACAACUUCUUAAAGAAAAAGAAGAGGAAGCAACAAUGUUUAAAUCUCAGCUGAUGCAGAGCACAGAGUCCUUAGCUGAUGUACAAAACCACUUAGAAAAGCAAAUCUGUGACUCACAGAGGAUGACAGAUUUAUUAAGUGAAAAGCAAAGAUCCCUGUUGGAAGUACAGGAACAAUAUGCAUUGCAAUCUAAACAACUUCAGGAUAUUAGCAUGUCUCUUUUUCACAAGACAGAAGAAGUGUCUGCCCUGGACAGUUUAAUUUACCAGAAGGACAACAUUAUCAAAACUGCCGAAAAUGAAUCCAGUACUCUAAAAAACGAAAUUAGUUGCCUCAUAACUGAACUAGAGAGUAGUUCUGCUGCAUAUUCAAAUCUUCUUCAAGAAAAAGAUGCUGUGAGUUUUUCAAAUCAAACAAAGUGUAAUGCUUUAGUUGCUGAAAUUGAAGCACUGCAAACAGAUCUUCAACAAAGUGGUGCACAAAUUCAUUUAUUAACUCAAGUUGUGGAGCAAAAAGAACGUGAUAUAACUUUCCUUAGUAAUAAAUGUACAGAGCACUGUGAACAGCUAGACCACCAAAACUCACAAAUUAAGAGUUUAGAUGAAAGCAGUGCUAAUCUGAAACAGCAACUGGCGUUAGCAGUCAAUGAAAAUACCCUUUUUCAGCAGGAAGUAAACAAGUUGGCUGCAGAUAGAGCAGAUUUGGAGACUCAUUUCAAAAACCAGAUAAGAGAAAUGGAAGAUAAGUUUCAGAUUUUAAGUGCAAAAAAGGAAGAUUUGAUGAAAGAAGUAGAGUCACAGCAGAAGAUUGUACACCAAGAGCUUCAAAAGCAGGUUAGUGUAAAAGAUGAAGAAAUUGCAGAGCUGAAAUUAGAAAUCCAAAAAGUAGAACAUACCCUAGUGGAUUCUGAGAAAGAAUGGUUAGCUGACCUAGAUAGAGAAAAUCAUCGCAAUUGCAUACUAGCUGAGCAAUUGAGAACAGUAGAAAAUGAAAUGAAAGCGAAAGAUGUUAAAAUACAAGCCCUUCAGAAAGAUCUAGAUGAAUUGCUUGAAAAAGAUGUUGAACUGACCUCUUCGCUGAAGGUUAAUAUAGAUCAACUAGCUGAAAGUAAUGUGAGCAAUUUGAAUCUUAGUCAACAGAUUGCUCAUUGUCAAAACACAAUAGAUACAAUGGGUGCAGACAUUAAGAAGAAAGAUGAACAAUAUGCAGAAAUUGAGCAGGUUCUGUUGGAGAGGGAAAAGGAAGUUGAGAAAUUAAAGGCAGAGAAGGUAUUAAGCCAGCAAAAUCUUUCUGAAGUUAGUCAGUCUUUGUCAAACAAAUUGUUAGCAUUAGAGGAAGAAAAAUUUUCUCUGCAAGCAGAAAUUAAGCAGCUAAAGAGCCAUCUUCAUACUGAAAAGGAAUCUUUGAUAGAAGAACUGGAUAAAAAUAAUCUGUUAUUGAAGAGUAAGUUGUCAGAGUUGUUGGAUAGAGAAAGAGAUGUACAGGAUGCAAGGCAUCAAGUUUCACUGAUGCAAGAGCAGUUACACAAUGCUCAAGAAGAAAUAAAGAUUUCCCAUGAAAACUUUAACAUUACAAUUAAAGAAAAAACACAGUUAGCUUUGGAAAUUGAGAAAAAAGAGGAGCAAAUUCAGUCUCAAACUAUGCAAUUAAAUCAACAAAAAGAACUGCUGUCUUCACUUAGUAUUCAGCUAAGAGAAAAAGAUUUAUCAGUUUCCCAACUCAUGGAGUCCAUAUCCAAUGAAGUUAUUAAACAUACUGAAGAAAAAACACAGUUAACUGCCAAACUGGAAGACCUUGAAAAGAAAUAUUUAGGCCCCACCCAAGAACUUCAGAGCCUUCAUGAACAACAUAAAGAACUGGAGAAGCGCAUGUCAACUUAUGAAGCACUUAUUGAGUCAAAUACUGCAGAAAAGAAAGACCUACUUGAUGAAAAGGAGGAAUUGCACAGUCGGUGUGAAGCUCUUGUCAAGGAAAGAGAUAUAAUGAAAAAGAAACUUCAGGCUGCUUUGUUGGCUAGGAAAGAAUUGUUAAAGAAGAUGGGCGACAUAGAGAGCAAAAGCCAGGCUGAUUUUAAUAAACUUAAAGAAUGUGAAGAUGUGCAAAGUUCAUUCCACGAGGUAUCCUCCCAGGCAUUACAGACUCAGAACAUCUUUAAGGAACAUGAAUCUCAAAUUUCACAUUUAAAACAACAGCUUAUCGAAAAGGAGAGAGACGUCACUGAAUUAUCCCAAGCCUUAAUUGACAAACAGUCAUGUGUUAAUCUGCUAGAAAAGGAACUGCAUGAUCUCAAAAACCAGAUGUUUGGAAGUGAGUCUCAGCUUGAUCACUGUUUUCAUAUAGCAAAGGAAAAAGAUGCAGUUAUUGAGGACCUCAAGAUCACUCUGAAAGAAAAGAGUUUUAAAAAGGAGUCUUCUGAGCACAUAAUAGAACACGCAUGUGUCCAGAGUGAUGUAAAGAAAGAGGAGAUCCAUAAAGAACAAAUGUCUGCUGCUGUUAUAGAGAAAUCUGAAAAUGAGGCAUCUGGAAGUAAAACUUUACAUGUGAAAGAUAAAGAGGUUUUGGAAAAGAAGCUUCAUGCUGCUCUCUUAGCUAGACGGGAAACUUUGAAGAAAAGUCAGGAGAAGGAUAAGAAGCAUAAACAGGAGCUAACCCAGCUGCAAGAAACUAUUAAGAGACUUGAAUUACAACAUUCAGAGAAGACUGAAGAGCUGCAAAAAGCCAAAGAUGAACUUAGCUCUAUGUACCAAGACUAUAAUUGUAAGAUUAAAGAAUUUGAAAGCAACAGAGGUAUCAUAGAAGGCUUGCAGAGACAGCUGAACUCUAUUAAUGUUCUGCUUGAAGACAAGGAGAAGACUUUACAAGAUUUGAAAGACCAAUUAAAAGAACAAGAAAAUAAAAUGCUGAGUGCCUUGCAACAGCAAGAUGAAGUGGAAUUUCUCCAAAAUGAAAUCACUACUUUAACCUGUACCAUAGCAGGUAAGGAUAAAUCACUCAAAACACUUGAAAGUAAUUGCAAAGACCUUGGCUUAGAGCUAAAGGAGGUCAAGUCAAAGUUAAACACUGUCAGUCUAAGUCUUUCCCAGAAAGAUGAACAAUUGAAAAAUCUGCAAAGUGUUAUUGACAGUACCCAACAGGAGCACACACUGGAAGAGCAAGCACUUCUUGAUAAAUGCGCUGAAUUACAAACACAGUUAAGAAAAGCACAAGAUGUAACUGAAGGCUUGAAAAUUGAGCUCAAUAGCACAAACAGAGAAAAUGACACACGGUUGGAGACUUUAAAAUCUAGCAAUGACAUGCUGUUAAAAGAAAAUGAGGAGUUGAGGGGACAGCUUUCCGAAGCACAAUCUCUCAUUGCCGAUUUCACAGAGGAGACCCUUUGUUUAAAAGCCUCUCUUUCGGAUGUGCAGUGCCAGUUUAAUAAAGAAAAAGAAGAUUUACAAUUUGAAGCAGAGAAGCUUGAAGGUGUUUGGCAGCAGUGUAAAACAGAGGCUGAGAGUAUGAAAUUACAACUUGAAAGCGAACAGAAAGAAAAAGAAGCUGCAUUGGGUCAGUUGGAGAGCUCUAGAACAGAACUUGGUAUGCUGGAAGAAAAAGUGAACCACCUGGAGAAGGUAAAAGCAGACUUAAAUAAAAUGGUAAAUUCCCUACAGGAAGAAGCAGCUAGAUACCAUCAGGAUUCUGUACAAAACUUACAUAUUGAGAAAGUUCAGUUGCUGCAGUCAGAAGUUGAUAGACUUGAGGUAGAACUCAAAGAAAAAGAGAUGGCUGUAAUAUCUUUGAAAGAAACCAUCACACAAAAGGAAGCAGUAGAGUUGCAAAUGAAAUUUGAAUUUUCUAUCCAUGAAGAAGAAAAAGAACGACUGAAGAGAGAAGUUAAUGAACUGCAACAGAAUUCAGCUAAGUCAACACAUACUGCUAAAGCUGAAGAGCAAGAAAUUGCAAGCAAAAUGAACGAGCAAAUCACUAGAAAACUUCAAGCUGCCUUAAUAUCCCGAAAAGAGUUGCUGAAGGAGAACAAGAUUCUUAAAGAUCAAAAUCAGGCAUUAUUGUCAGAAAAAGAGCAGGUAUUAAGUACAUUGUCUAGUCUUCAGGAGUCUGCUGCUGAUAUGGAUAAGAAACUGAAAGACUUGAUGUUGGUGGAGGUCUCCCUGACUAAUGAAAAAGAAAGAUUGAAGGCAGAAAUAGUCAAAAUCCUUAGUGAAAAUCACAGCCUAAAUGCUGCGUGUGAAAGUCUUAAAUAUACAAUUGAAAAUAUAACCCAGCAGAAGCAGGCUUUUUCAUGCCAAUUGGAAUCCUUAAAAGAUUCUCAAGCUCUUGAAUUGUCAGAGUGGAAGACCAAACAUACAGAGUUGAAACAAGAAUAUGAAUCUCUGCUACAAGCCUAUGAAAAUAUCAGUAGGGAAAUGGGUAAGAUGAGUCAAAUGGCUGAAGCUGCCAGAAAGGAGAAACAAGAGAUGAUGGCAAACAUGUACAAAGUGGAUAUGGAGAAUGAGGCCUUGGAAAUUAGACUUAAGCAGGCCAAUGAAGAUAAAGAAAAGCUAAACAAAGAACUAAGGAAUCUUUCUGACUUAAACCAACAACACAUCUGUGAUUUGGAAGUAGGUAAUGAGAGAAUUAAAAAAGAGCAACUAGAAAUAGUUAAAAACCAGCAAUGUUCUAUAGAGCAGCUUGGCCUUGAAAAUUCAAAAUUGAAAGAAGACCUUAAUGUAUUAAAAGACAACUGCAGGAUGCUUGAUUUAAAAGUGCAACAGCUUACUACAGAAACUAAUGCAUCACUUAGAGCAUUGGAAAGUCUUAAAUCUGAAAAGAACCAAAGUGAAGAAGACUUACAAAGUAGACUAUAUGAGGCAGUUCAGUCAAAAGAUUUGUUAAUUGCAGAAAUUCAAACACAGAAAAAUGAGAUUGCAGCCCAAGCUAAAACAAUUGAAGAUUUGGAGAAUGAAAAGAACAUUCUUACAAAUAACUAUACUGAAUUAGAAACAAACUAUAAGGAAGAAAUAGGAAAAAAAGUAAAGUGUGUUGAACAGCUGCAAUGUAACAUCAAUAGCAGUCAGCAGGAGGCCAUUAACCUCAAUGAGAAGGUAAAGAUUUUAGAGGAUGAUAAAUUACUGUUACAGGAGGAACUUGAAAAUUUGCAGGAAAUGUACAAUAAAGUAAAAACUAAGAAUGAUUUUUUGGAAACAAAUUUGCAUGAAAACUCUGAAAAGAUUAACCAGUUUCAUGAUAUAGUCAGUAAACUGGAAAGUCAAAACAAAUUCCUUUCCAGUCAGUUAAGUGAGAUUAAGGAAGAAAAGUGCAAUGUAAUUAGAGAGAAAGAUGAAGAGCAAGUAAAACUCAUGAAAGUGUUUGAAAAUAAACUCAAGGUGGCUCAGAGAGGAAGUGAAGGCACGAAAAAUGUGACUAGGGACCUCCAAGAGCUUCUACGAGAAAAACAUCAGGAACUAAACCAACUGCAAAAAGACUGCAUAAAAUAUCAGGAAUUAAUACUAAAUUUGGAAAGGUCUGUUAAAAUAUCUCAGUCUGAACGUAACACAAUGGAAAAUGAACUAACGAUUAAGACUGAAAAGGUUUCAGAGAUAAAGAAGGAAAUUGUUUCAUUCAAAGAAUUAUUGUACCAAAGCAAAAAAGAUUAUGAAAAAGUCGAAGCUGAAAAUUCAAGAUUGAAAGACGUGCUUAAACAGAAAAUUCUGGAGGCAGAACAGCAGUUCAGCAACAGACAGAGAGAGCUAGAAAAGGUCAUAGAAGAACAAAAGGUUGGUUAUGAAAGAGAAAAGCAAAUCAACAAAGACCUUGAGAAGGAGAUGAGCAAGGCUAAAGAGGACGUUUCUGAAUUAAAAAGAGAUAGUGAAGAUAAAACUGUUAUCAAUAAGAAACUUGAAAGUGAAUUGGCAAAGACUAUAGCCAAUCUGGCUGCUGUGUCUCAGUGUUGGGCCUCUUUUCAAAGUGGUGAAGGCAAAGCAGAAGACCUUAAGCAGUGGGAGAUUAAAUUUCAAAAAGCAAUUCAAGACAAAGAUAAACAAUUGUUAGAUCUUUCACACACUGUGCAAAAGCUAAAAGACAGUGCUCAAUUGAAAGAUGCUCAGAUUCAGGAACUGAGAAAUAACUUCACAGAUCUGGAAGCUACCAGCAGUGCACCAGAUAGCAAGUAUAAAGCAUCAUCUGCCGGACUUAAACAGCUAACCGAAGAGUUGAAAAAGAAGUUGGAAAAAGAAAAAUCCCUUCAUGAAAAACUAGAAAAAGAGAAGAAUGUAAUGGCUCAACAGCUAACACAGAGUGAGCACAAAAUAGCUAGUUUGGAGGCAAAUCUUCAGAUGAUGGACAAGAAGUUUUUUGACAGUGAAGCUAGCCUCCAACAGUUGCAUGCACAAAGUGAUAGAUUACAAAUAGACCUUGAAAAGCAUCAAGGCAUUAGCUUACAGCUAAGAUCACUUCUUGGGAACAAAGAUGCAGAAAUCUCCAUGCUACUUUCCUCACGAAAUGUGGAGUUAUCUGGUUAUUUAGAGCAAAUCCAGAAUCAUCAUAGAUUGCAGGUUGCGACAUACGAGGAAAGGCUCAAAAGAUUGUACGAUGAGAAGGAACAGAGACGAGAAGAAUUUAGAGAUCUGGAGAACAAAUUAAAAAGCCUUCAAAUAAAGGCAGAGAAAUCAGUACAGGAGAAAGAUCAAAUGGUUGUAAAUGUGGAAAGUUUAAAGAAUGCAAUGAUGUCAUUACAGAAUGACAGAGACUGCAUUUUAUCAGAGUACAAGAAGUUGAAGGAGCAGUAUGAGCUUGCUUCUGUUGACAGUAGAAGUUUAAUUGAAGAGGAAGCAAUUGAAAAUGCACAGAUGAAAAGAAAAAUAAACUCUCUUCUUCAUGAUAUGGAUGAUCUCCAUUCAGAAAAUGCCAUGCUUAAAGCACAUCUGAUAAGGUACAGAGAAGACCUUAACCAGGUGUUAUCACUAAAGGACAACCAGCUGAAAGAGCUUUUACAGAAACAGCUGGACUCUAUAAAAAACCUGGAAAAUGAGAAGUCAUUUCUGGGAAAGCGGCAACAGGAUGUCCAGCAGGAACUUCAGCAAACAGUUGAAAGUGUGAAUAAAUUAAAGAUAGAGAAUGAAAAAUUAAAAUCUCAGGUGCAGGACCUUCAGGGAAUUAUUUCAACUAUGCAGCAAGAGAAAUCUGAUAUGAAGGAGGCCAAAAUGAUUAUUGACCUGCAGGAAGAAGUUUCUGCUAAAACAACAGAAUGCAAAAGCCUAAAAGAAGAAAUGAAUAUCCAUAUGUCAGCCAUUAGACAGCUUGAAAAUGACAUUGUCCAAAUUGAGAAGGAAACUGACAAGAAAAUAGCUGAGUGUGAAGCAGACUGUAUUAACAAGAUUGCUGCAUUUGAACGGGAUGUGGAGGUUUUAAGGAAAAGGAUGGAAACAGCUGAGGCCAGAGUUGUAGAUCUGGCAAAUGAUUUGGCACAGACCGAAGAGACUCUUGCACAGUGCAAAACAGAAAACAAGCUGCUUAAAUCACAAAAUGAAGCUUUUGGAAAAGCAAUGGGGGCUUUACAGAAUGACAGAGACAGACUCAUUGAGGACUUCAAAAUUUUGCAAGCCAAGUAUGAUGAGGAACUUAAAUUGGCAUUAGCAAACAUAAGCAAACAAGAAUUUAACAACAAAGAUCUAACAUCUCAGGUUAGAGGUUUAGAAAAGGAAAAUGCUGCUUUAAAUCUGAAGCUUUCUGCAUUUGAAAAUAAAAGCACAAACAGCCAGCUGAUAAGCCAAAUUGGGGACCUGUGCAAAUCAGCGGCAGACAAGGAUAAUGAAAUCCAAAUACUUGUAUCUCAAAAUGAGUCUCUUAACCGGCAAAUAUUGGCCUUUUCUAAAUCAAUGGCCAGUUUGCAGCAUGAUAGAGAAAGACUGCUGCAGGAACUUGAUGACUUAAAAAAAGCUUGUGAAUUUAGAAAAGAGGAAACUGUGGCACAUGUAUCUGUGGAAGGUUUUACACAACCAAAAGCCCUUGGUUCAAGUUUUUCUGAAAUCACAGAGAAGGAAAUGUUGGUGUCUUUUGGACAAGGAUUUGGAGUAACAGAUUCAACAUCUCUGAAAAACAAAGUUGAAGAACUUCAGGCAUUGCUAAAGCAAGAAAAAAUACUCCGGCAACAAGCUGAGCAAGAUGUCAGUGUUCAGAAGUCAGAAUUUGCUGAGCUAAGAAAGGAAAAGAACAUGCUAAUUACAGAAUCUCAAGCCUUAAGAAUGCAAUUAAUGUCAGUGGCUGCAGAAAAAGACAAACAAAAAGAUGAAUUACAGAAAAUUAGUCAUGAAGUGCUUUCAAAAGAAUCCAGGAUUUCGGGCAGUGUCUACCCUAUUAAGAUUGAAAAUGUUUCUCUGAUCGCCAAGGAAAAUGCUGCAGGUAGCAGUGACUUGCACCGAUGCCUGGAAGAACUUCAUCAAAAAGAUAUACAUUUUCAACAGUUAAACACUAAGUUAAUGCAGACAAUGGAAGAGAAGAUGGCCCUGUCUACCCAGUUAAAAGCAAUUACGCAGACUUUAAGAGACACUCAGGUGCAUUAUACUCAGCUGCAGAAUCGUUGCUACUGGCUUGAAAGCCAGUUACAUAUGCAGCCUUUACAGGAUUCUUUUGAAGGGCAAAGACAAGGAGAAUCAACAGCUGAGGUCCCCCCAGGAGCUCCACAGGAACGUGCCAGCACUGUAAGUCUUGACAUUGGUGAACUCGUAAAAAGGCUGGCUGAAACAGAACAACUGUAUGAUUCUACGCAACAAGAACUGUCCCAAAUGGCAGAGAGCCUUGUAGAGGAACAAACCAGGCGACAGGCAGCAGAAGAGGCAUUAGAAUUAGUUGAACAGAGUGCUCAGAGUACUCAUUCAAGCAGCUCCAGGGCUUCUCAAAGGGAGUACAGCAUUCAGCUAGAGUCAGAUGAGGAGCACGAGGCAUUAUUAAUAGAUCCAACCGAGCAUGUUGUACUACGCAAGGUGAAGGGUGGUGCCCUCACUUUCAGAAGGUGGCUUCGUGGACGUAGUCUGUAUUGCUCUAAAAUGCUGACAUCAAGAGCAAAAUCUCGCUACUUUUUCCUGACGUACUUGUUGGCAUUGCACAUUGCUGUUUUGUUGUGCGUAACGGGCAUUCUAUAAACACUACCGAUGAAAAAAAUAACUACUUAAAUGCUAGAGUCUGAGAAGAUGGUUUUGCCAUAUUGUAUUGAGCUGCUGUUUUAAGCUAUGCACUGAUGACCUCUGUUAUGUUUAUUCAAUACAGAACAACAGGGUGUUGUAAAAGAGAAUAAUUGUAAUGGUUUUAUGUAUAUCAGGCUAAGAAAAAUAUGUUAUGUUCUCUUUAUAUAUUUCACAAUCAAAGAAAGUUUACACAAUGAUUCACUACAGAGUUACCUAAAAUGCUGUAAGAUGCUGCAGGUGUUUGUAGCAUUUAAUUCUUUUCAUGAAAUGUACAUAAGUUGUGCCCGGGAGAAAUGUAUGAAAGUGAAAUUAAGAACUGGAGCAGAGAAUAAAAUAUCUUGUACAGUAUAUGGGGAUUUAAUUUUUUAAAGAAAGAAAGAAUGAAUGGUAGUUUCACUGUAUUUUACAAAAGAAUGUUUUGCUGCCUUUUGAUACUGACGAGUUGUUCUGUGUGCAAUACUACAAGGUUUUGGAGAAUCAAUCACUUUCACAUAAAGAUUUGAUUUUAAUAAAAGUAUUUAAGCUAUUC
Messenger RNA from Erpetoichthys calabaricus (reedfish), 15458 nucleotides. RefSeq names its product golgin subfamily B member 1-like. The coding region runs from base 149 to 14887 and encodes 4912 amino acids. The transcript has 30 exons. The record is from RefSeq and is a predicted model, not a curated record. NCBI's taxonomy places the organism in Eukaryota, Metazoa, Chordata, Cladistia, Polypteriformes, Polypteridae. Gene Ontology annotation, cellular component: Golgi apparatus.